CUUAUAUGUCAACUGUCAAAUAAAAUCGCUGUGGCAUCAUUUUCUCCAUUUGUGUUUGAAGUGUUUAAAAUUUAGGGGUGAAAUUAGUGGCAUUUUAAAUGUAUUCAAACAAAAGUCGAAUGUUGUGUUGUGUUCAUUUUGGAACAAAUCAAUUUUAGUGCUGCGUAGUGCCCAAGAAAUCAGAAAAAAUGUCUGAUCCAAACGAGGGCCAUCGGCCCAUUAGUCCUGUCGAGAAAGAUAAAACGUCUUCAAGAGUGGUAAUUUCCGAUGGAGAAAUAGCUAAUUUGAACAGUUCCGAGUGGAGUAGUCAUUGGCGGCAACAGGACUCCUACAUAACGGCAUUGGAAAGACGAGCAUCUGCACAAGAAGGGGAAUUGGCUGAGCUGCGACAGGCUGCAGAUAAGAUGAAACAACAACUGAGUGAUUCCCAGCAGAGAGAGAAAUUUCUGGUUAGAAGGAUAGCAGUCAAAGAACAAGAAUCCCAAGAUCUUGUGCUUCAGCUGAACGAACUGAAGAGCAAUCAAGUACCAACAGCAGCUUCCUUGAGGAGCAUGCUGUUAGAUCCCGCCGUCAACUGUAUGUACCAGCAGUUCCGCAAGGAAAUACAAACCCUCCGUUCCAAACUGGAAGACACACAAAACGAACUAGCCGCAUGGAAAUUCACACCGGAUUCUAACACGGGAAAGAGGUUGAUGGCUAAAUGUAGACUUUUAUACCAGGAAAACGAGGAGUUGGGCAAAAUAACGAGUAGUGGUCGAAUAGCGAAAUUAGAAAGUGACUUGGCAUUGCAAAAAUCAUUCUCGGAAGAAGUCAGGCAGUCUCAGAACGAAUUAGACUCAUUCCUUGCAGAUUUGGACGAGGACGUUGAGGGUAUGCAGAGUACGAUAUUGAUAUUACAGCAGGAGUUGCGCAAAAGCAAAGAGACAGUUCAAAAUUUACAAAAAGAAAACAGUACUUUGAAAUCCGCAAAUUGUCGGGCCAAUGGUGACAGUGUGAAUAAUUGUGAACAGGAACGGACGACAGACUCUGAGUCAGAGGGCGAAAGGACUCGAGCAAAACGGGUGCGCAGAUCUUCAGUCUUGAGCAUCAAUUAUAACGAGGAUGAUACACUUGUUAUUAACACAAACGGUGAUGUUGCCAUGACUUCCGAUCCCGAGUAAAUUCGCUUUUUCCAUCUCUCAGUGUCUGGUUUGAAUUUGAAUUUUUCGAGUGAAAAGGACUAUGCCGCCAUAUUUUUAUUAUUUUGAAGCAGUAGCCUCUAAUCCAUAUCGCAUAAAUCGAAUAUAAUAUCUUGAAUUGACCAAAAGUAUCAACAAGUUGUUCAUUUUCUAAAAUAAACAAAAUGAAGUUUAAUUAUCAUAUCUAAUUUUUGCAUUCAAACUAAUAUAAUCAGUUUUACAAUGAUUAAUUAAAUGAAGCGAAUCUAAGCUUAAUAUAUAGAAAAAUAUUUUUUCUAAAAUGAUCUAGUGAAUUAGAAAACUUUAGUUACGUCAGUAAUUAUUAUGACUCAUUUAGCCCAAUGAAAACUUGACUACUUGAUUUUUUACUUUGUUAAUUUUAGUGGGUAGUAUCCAACUAAAGAGUCUUGAUCUGUUGAAACAUAAAAUCUUGAACAAGUUUUCAUUGAGCUACCUAACAUUUUUGAAUUAUCUGAUUUUCAACAUCGUUUACUUCAUUUCAAAUCUCUAAAAUUUUAAUAUUGAUUGAAAUAAAUAGAAAUGUAAUUAUUUUUAUUGUAUUGUUGCCUAAAAAAGAAUUGAAUUGAAGUAAUGGAAUUGGAAAUGAGAAAAUAGUAGGCUGCUGUUCUAUUGAUUUUUAAUUUUCAACUCGAGGCAAAGAAUCAAUUUAUAAUUCUGACAUUGGGAGAUGAGAAUGUCAGGUUAUUUGAAGUUGGAGUGAGUGACUUUGGAAAUACCCAUAUAAACUGAUGAACAGUAUAUGAAAUUGUACAUGAAUUACUUAGAAAAUUGUGUUUUUUUUUCUAUUAAUCCUGUGAAAUGAAAUCAAAAUAAUUUGUGCUACACAAUAAAUUAAUUAUCUGCAGAGCAGACAAAAAUAUAUAUUUGAGUAGUGCUGAUUGGAUUAUUGCUUUUCAUCAGUGAUGAAAUGGAACGAAAUUUUUUAUCGAACAUCUCACAUGAUUUUAUGAUGAAAGACAGAGUUAAAAUCGUUUAUUUUAUACAUAGAAUUUCAAUAAAUAAUUGAAGAAGUU
Messenger RNA from Harmonia axyridis, 2212 nucleotides. It is a transcript of the gene fl(2)d, whose product is annotated as pre-mRNA-splicing regulator female-lethal(2)D. The coding region runs from base 189 to 1160 and encodes 323 amino acids. The transcript has 4 exons. Lineage: Eukaryota; Metazoa; Arthropoda; Insecta; Coleoptera; Coccinellidae. Gene Ontology annotation, cellular component: nucleus. The record is from RefSeq and is a predicted model, not a curated record. Gene Ontology annotation, biological process: regulation of alternative mRNA splicing, via spliceosome.